UAUAAAUGCCUACAUCACUCCCGUGAUAUCGUAAAUCCCCCAAAACAAGGAUAACUUUGCUACCUUUUGGGCAGAGUUCCAGAGACUCACUGUUGAACUGGAUUACUCAGAAGAGACCCUCAUUGAUGACCUCCGCCAUAAGGUUAAUAUGAAGAUGCAGACUGCUUUAAUAGCAGAGAUAAAUCCAAGCUCUCUUCAUGCCUUUGCACAAAAGUGCUUACUGAUUGAUCAGAAUAUCCAGCAACUUCAAAUCCAAGAUGCUCGCACUGUCCCUCGAGUUAUUCAGCAAGCCUUUAAGCCACAAGACUUUCACAGUAAGGCUAAGCAGCCUACUACAAACCCACCUGCUGGCUUUAGACCACCAAGACUAUAUCGUGCACCACAUCAGAACCCUGCAACUGAGAAGUUAAUGCAGGAAGGCCGCUGCUUCCAUUGCCAGCAAACUGGACACCGAGCUUAUGAAUGUCCUACCAAGAAUGCUCAAGUCCACGAAGUUAGCACUUAUGAUGCUCCACUUUGGGAAAAAGAAUAACCUUCAGACAAGAUGUCACUAAAGGUGUCAUGACAGCCAGAAUUGCAACUUCUUCCUCAAGCUUUGGAUUAGAUCCAGAUACUCCAUUCAUAGUUACUUGUAUGAUAGGAAAAUCAAAAAUCAAAGCACAAGC
Molecule: messenger RNA, 665 nt
Organism: Pseudogymnoascus destructans
Lineage: Eukaryota; Fungi; Ascomycota; Leotiomycetes; Thelebolales; Thelebolaceae
Exons: 1
Coding region: 149-532 (127 amino acids)
Molecular function (GO): nucleic acid binding; zinc ion binding
Source: RefSeq, a predicted model, not a curated record